Drosophila obscura is the source of this 873-nucleotide messenger RNA. RefSeq names its product phospholipid phosphatase 6. The record is from RefSeq and is a predicted model, not a curated record. Bases 223 to 822 code for a protein of 199 amino acids. NCBI's taxonomy places the organism in Eukaryota, Metazoa, Arthropoda, Insecta, Diptera, Drosophilidae. The transcript has 2 exons. Gene Ontology annotation, molecular function: sphingosine-1-phosphate phosphatase activity.
GUCGCCAGUGUGAAAGGCUAUCUUGUCAUACUACUAUUAGUAAUUAUACCCAAUCCUCUUUUCCUUUUCUUUAAUUUAUUUAGUUUGUGGGAAAAACAUCAAUUUGAGUCGAGUCCCCUAAAUAUGAUUUUUUGUCAGCUCACAUAGUUGGGUCACACUGCUUGUUAUCUCUAACAUAAAAUUGGCAUUUAACCAUUUAUAAACAUAUGUCCAAUUUAUAGAAUGAAGACGUCAUCAGCAAUACUGAAAUACUUGCUGGAGAAAGAUGUGCAAUGGUCGACUUAUUGCGUAUCAAUUCUAUAUAAUUAUACGUUCUUUAAGUCUUUAAAGAUAAACUGUAAAUUUCUAGAAAUAUCCUGUGAUGGUAUUGCCUGGUUAUUUUCUUGGAUGGCUUUCAUAUGGAUAAUCAAUUCAAAAGCAUUGCUUCAAAUGCAAGUAAAUAUGCUUAUGGGACUUAUUCUUGAUAUUGUCGUCGUAGCCGUGUUAAAGUCAUUUGUGCGCCGAAGAAGACCGGUAUCAAUCAAAGAUACGUGGGUAAUAGGACCCGAUAAAUUUAGUUUUCCAUCAGGCCACUCAUCUAGAGCAUUUUAUGUACUUAUAUUUUUUACAAAAUUGUAUUCUCUGCCCUUUUUUUUGUUAAUACCCCUUACGACAUGGGCUGUUUGCGUCGCUCUAUCACGACUGAUUCUACAGCGGCACUACAUAUUGGACAUUUUCGCUGGAGUUGUCAUUGGAGUUCUUGAAGCAAGAUUUCUCGAAUUUAUUUGGGUCAGUGAAACAUUUGCUGAAAACAUUAUUGGUUUUAUGUCUGCUUCGGAAUGAAUAAAAAUAACGUAUCUUGGGGAAUAUAUUUAAUAAAAACUUUAUAUUCUA